Suhomyces tanzawaensis NRRL Y-17324 is the source of this 3819-nucleotide messenger RNA. RefSeq lists its product as uncharacterized. Gene Ontology annotation, biological process: mitotic spindle assembly; astral microtubule depolymerization. Gene Ontology annotation, cellular component: cytoplasmic microtubule; mitotic spindle midzone; mitotic spindle. Gene Ontology annotation, molecular function: microtubule binding. The coding region runs from base 1 to 3819 and encodes 1272 amino acids. The record is from RefSeq and is a predicted model, not a curated record. Lineage: Eukaryota; Fungi; Ascomycota; Pichiomycetes; Serinales; Debaryomycetaceae. The transcript has 4 exons.
AUGCUGAGCCCUACUGUCUCCGCAAACGAGCUCUUUCUGGUGGUAGCUUCCAAGAGCAGUACUAAUGAGACAAAGCUCCAUCACAUACAGCAACUCAAAUCUCACGUCAAGAAGGACUUGGUGGAUAUUUCUCUAGUCGCGAAAUAUGUGGAGGCAUUGGCCAUAGCAGUCGAUAUCCCGGACCUUGGAAUCCUGACCGUCAGCUUCAGCGUGCUUUCACACCUCGUGAAGCGUGUGAGUAUGCAAGAUAAGUCCGGCAAUGUGCUCAAAGGUCAAAGCUUUCUCAUCCUCCCAAUUAUCAUAAAUCGUUUGGGUGACUCCAAAGCAAGCACGCGAAGUUCUGCCCGCAAAGCAUUGGAAGCCUACUGGUUCUCUGCACCAAAGCAAGUUGAGGAAGCUGUUGCAGAAAUAGCAUUAAACCAUCGCAACCCAAGCAUAAGCUUGGAGUCUAUCUUGUGGUUGGAUCACAUUGUCAUGAACGUUAAUCAACACUUCAAAUUAGAUUCAUUUCUUCCAGCUUUAGCCCAGACCUUGGCUUCCAGCACCAGUCCUGCUAGCCCAGAUGUGGUUGAUAGUAUAAAGAGUCUUUUUUCUAACUACUACAACUUAAGGCAAAAUCGCUUAUACAAGUUUGACUUGGCAAAGAAAUUGGAAAAUCAUGAAGUUCCGUUGAAGCUAAUUAAUGAAAUCAUGAAAGAUAUUACCGGUAUUGAUGAAGGCUUUAUCAGAGCUGGCGAAGUGCGAGCAGAUAUAACGGAAACAGAGGUGGAGACGGGUAUGGAUCCAAAAUUGCAGUCAAUUAUUAACAAUGCAAAGUAUGCGGUUGACUCCUCAAUUCCGCCAUUGGAGGUCCGCAAUUCAGGUAUGCUACAAGAUAUUAUGAACGAUGUCAUCUCGAUCUUUAAUGGUCGAGAAACGGAGUUCAACUGGACCCCGAGAGAGAAGCAAAUAAUUAAAUUGAGAUCUAUUCUCCGUGGAAACACGCCAAUCGAGUUCAAAGACGAUUUAUUGCAAUAUCUCAAAGAGGCUUCAGAUGCCAUUAACAAAGCCGUGUCUACCUUAAGAACUACAUUAUCAUCACAUGGUUGUCAUUUUGUGAAAGAGUGCGCAAUUGUUCUUCAGGCUGAUUUUGAUCCCUUGGUUGAGUGUUUCUUACCCACAUUAAUUAAGUUAUGUUCAGCAACAAAAUUGAUUGCAUCUACUAAUGCUAAUCAUGCUAUAACGGCCAUUUUUGCCAGUUGUUCGUACAACUACCGGCUACUUCAAAGAGUUCUGAGCUGUGCUCAUGAGAAAAAUGUACAGCCUCGUACUUAUAGUGGUGUGUGGGUUCAGAUUUUGCUUUUAAGAUUCCAUUCAAAUCAAUCUUUUCUAUCGGUACAUACCACUGCUGCUGCGGGAGUUGAAGUUACAUCAAAAAUUAUCCAGAAGUUGUUAGGUGACCCUAACCCAGCUGUCCGACAAGUGGCUAAAGAUACCUUUUGGUGCUUCUGGUCCAAAUUUCAAAAUGAUGCCGAAAACCUUUUAACCAAACUUGAACCUAACAUAGUGAAAAACUUAGAACGUUCGAGACCACAAGCAGGCGCAGGCAUUGCACGUUUAUCAAGCGCACCAAAGAAACCCAGGUCUUCUAUCAAAGAAUCCAUAAUCCAGAGAAACAAGGAAUUGAAGUCAAAGCAAAGGGAAGCUGCAAUAAAUUCCCGGCCUUCCACAAAGGCCGUUUCACGUUCUGCUACACCUACUGAAAGCCUGAAUAUAAAGGCCAAGAGUACAAAUCAAGUCAUUGAGGAUCUCCCAAAUAUUACUAGAAAGGAGCAACCUUUGAAAUCAACUAUCCAACCUGAAAAGCCAAAGGCUAUUGAAGAACCAGCCCAUACUGAGGUAGCUUUUGACAAACAAGCAGAUCCAAUUUUAAAGUUUUUGUCUUCAAAUCAAACUGGAUUAAUCGAGGAAGGAGUGAACUUAUUAAAGUAUGCAAUUUUGGGUAAUGAAGAUUUGUCAACGGAAAUCAAUGGUCUCUUGAGAAAAAUAUCCAUACGAGACCCAUACUUACUUGGACCGUUAUUUUUGUCAGGAGACAAUCUUUUCAGAAGAAGCUAUCAAUUUUUUUCGCCUGAGGACUUUCUUCGUAUCUGUUGUAUCUUGAUUGAACCUUCCACGGAUCAAAAGAUUGAGUCUAUAAUAUCCCUCAUCAGUGCAGAUCAAAUUUACGACUCUGUGACUAGGUUGCUAUCUUACACUAUAAGUACAUCUAACAUAUUGGAUGAUGACGAAUUAACUAUUCAGAUAAUCAGAUUCAAAUCAAGUAUCAUCAAAAUGGCGGUAUCAUUCUUAUUGGUAAGUCUUGACAGAAUUCCAAUCAGCGAUAGCAACUUUCUGAAAUUAUGUACCAACUUGUUGGAGUUGGUGAGUCUCUUAAAGUCGACUGAAGUCUAUCCAGUCUUCUCGAGCCUUAUGGUGAAGUUACACACUAUUAAUCCUAUUUUGUAUACUUCAGAGCUUGAAUUGGUAGAUGAAAGUACGAAGGAGGAAGUUGAGCUAUUAGUUGGAAUUGAUCGUAAUUCAGCUAAAACGUUGAACAAUAUGAACAAUUUGGGUUCUCUAUUUGAUUUAACACAGGUAAACCACAGGGGUAAUAUCGACAAAUUUUCUCCUGUCAAGUUAAAUUCCGAUUUCACCAUGAUCAUGCCAAUAAUGAAAAACAAUAAUGAGUUUACAUACAUACCAAAAGCUGAACCUCUCAGGCCUGUUUCAAAUGAUACUGAAUCUACGAACGAGCACCAGUUCAAACCAGAGAAGGUAAUUGAGACUAGUGUUGAAUUAAGUAGUGAUCAUUCAAUUGAAAUUGUUGAUGAUUUUGCACAAGUUACCUUGACAAGCGAGCUUGAGCAGAGAGAUCCCGUUCAAAAAUUCAUUGAAAAGAUGGACCCUUUGAAGUCAAUCUCGAACAAGAAUAAGCAAAUUAGCAUUUUUGAAGAUGCCAAAGGCUCACCCCAGAAAGUUCGUGAUUACAAUUAUAGUAAACAAAAUUGGUUCAAUUUUCAACUCGCAAAAACAUCAGUUGAAAGUUUACCUGAGAGCACUGAAGAUAUCCCAAUAGAAAGUUUUAAGGAUAUUUGUACUACCAUUAGGUCGGACGCGGUGAAUGGAAGAGACUUCAUCGGAGCUUUGAAUUAUUUACAAAACCUUGAUUCAUGUGAUUUAGAGUUUCAUAAGUUUUUCGAAAAAGAUGGAAAGUCCCUUCUUGAGAGCUCUUUAUGGAGCUUUUUCAAGAAUGAUAAAGUACUUACGCAGUCAAAUAUCUUAAGUGGAAUAAUAUUGCUCAAACAACUUCUUAUUAACAGAUACGUUCUUGAUUUGCAAACGCUUUGGGAUACUUUACUACUCUUAAACAAAAUUCCAAAUAUGAGUGGAGAAUUGGUACACGCUACUGACGAAACUUUCGAAGAAAUGAUCUCCGGGCUCUAUGGUAGUCACGAAUUAUUUGCAUGUGUACUUCACUCGUUGAACUCUAGUAGCAAUGAGUAUUGCCAAAGAUUAUUGCUUUUUAUCAUGGGUUCUUUGUCUAAAUUGUUGAAAACUUCUAUUUCAAUAAGUGACGCCCAAAUUGAAUUGGUGGAUCAAGGACUUUUUAAGUUGAUGAACAACGACGCGGUCGAGGUGAGGAGAUCGGUGAUUAUGAUCUACAGCAUAUUGUUGAAGACUUCUCGGAAUUCUAGAAACCAGGCCCAGGUUGAUGAUAAAAAUGGUGCAAUGCAAAGGGUGCUACUGAGACUUUCUUUGCCCCAACAGAAACUAGUGGAAUUUUAUAGCCAUGAAUGA